Molecule: messenger RNA, 5158 nt
Organism: Rhopalosiphum maidis (corn leaf aphid)
Lineage: Eukaryota; Metazoa; Arthropoda; Insecta; Hemiptera; Aphididae
Product: protein glass-like
Exons: 4
Coding region: 749-2647 (632 amino acids)
Biological process (GO): regulation of transcription by RNA polymerase II
Cellular component (GO): nucleus
Molecular function (GO): RNA polymerase II transcription regulatory region sequence-specific DNA binding; DNA-binding transcription factor activity, RNA polymerase II-specific
Source: RefSeq, a predicted model, not a curated record
GCGAACAACACUCUCUCGUCGCGGCAGCACACACACCGCACAACGCACACGACGCGCGACGACGAUCACAAUAAUAUUAAUAUUAUAUUGUAAUGAUAAUAAUAGUCGUAUAGGCUGCGGUAAUCGCAAAUAAUAUUAUCCGUUCGUCGGCAGAUCGUUGGACCGUCGGGCCGCGCAGUGAUCGCGUAAACCUCAUGCGGAUACAUAAUGCCGUUGUUUCGUCCGACGACCGUGUGUGAAUUUUAAACGAAUUUUAACAAUCAUUUUUGAUUUUAAUUUUUUUUUUUUUUUUAUUAUUUUAUCGUCGUACAGUAAUCGCGAUUUUAAUAAUAUAAAGUUUCUGUGCGAUUCGGUUUGUUUGUUUGUUCGCGUUUUUCUAUCUUAUCGUUAGUCUUACUAUACGCGUCUCGUUUUACCGUUUUUGUCGAUCGAUCGGCAAAAAAAAUAAAUAACGUUCGGUGUUUUUGUGCCGUCCACUGCGACAUGGCCAUGCGGAAGCUAAUAUUAAAUAAUUUACUUUUACGUGACGGCCGUUUAAACUUUUGAAGUGUCCAAGUGUGUUCCGCGUGAGGAUAACAACGACUACGACGCCGCCGCAUCCGCUGCCCCGCCGACACUCGACCGAUCAUCAGAUAAACGCAGAUAUUUUGUAUUUUCAUUCCUGCUCCCUGGAGGUUGCUGCGAAGACACAGCCUCAGACCUCGGCGGUCUGUAGAUGAUCUACUAAUCAGACGGCGUGGCCAAAGUGAUGAGCGUGGUGGACACGUCUCCUCCGGCGUGGUACACCUACUACCCACGACCCGUGGUCGCAUCAGUAGCGCAUCCGCGCGAUCCGUCCAGCAUGCGCGAGAAGCAUUCGAGCCCGCGCAAGAUGGUCGCCGUGCCCGCAGUGGUGCCGUGCGUGUCCCCUAAACAGGGUUCCGUGUACCCGGCUCACCACCAUCACCACCAUCACCGCAGGCACCACGACCAGUUGGAUCACCACCGUCACCGUCGCGACGACGACGGCUCGGCCGCGGACAACGACGACGACGAGGACGACGAGGACAUGAUGCCGUUCGACCUGUCCCGCAACGGCGGCAGCUCGCCAUCGUCGUCGCCACGGUCGCCGCUCCGGUCGCACCGCAUGUCGCCGGCCGCGUUCAAACCGUACGACGGCAGUGGCAACGCCAACAACGAUCAGCCGCUCGACCUGCGCGUCGACUACAAGAAAUCGCGUCGCGGCGACGAGAUGGAGGACGAGAACCAGAACCUGAUCAUCAGGACGCCGUCCCCGGAGGACAUCCAGGUCGACAGCCCGGGACCGCCGUCCGAGGGACUGCAGCGGUACCACCACGGCGACCACAACAGCGACCGCGGGACAGCGGUGCACAGUCCGUGUUCGUCGUCCGACAAGGAAGUGAUCGUGACCGACGAUCACGUCCAUCAUCACCAUCGGCACUACCAACCGCCGCAGCACCACCAGAACCCGAACCAACUGCAGCACCACCAACAGCAACAACACCAGCUGCAGCAGCAACAACAACAGCAACAGCAACAGCAACAGCAACAGCAACAGCAACAGCAGCAGCAGCAGCACCGCCGCGGUGGCAUAACCGUCGAAGACGAACGACACCACCACCAGCGGAUGGUCAACUAUCCGGUGCUGUUCCCGCCGCAGCCGCUUCACCCAAUGAUGCUGGAGGCCAUAUACAGGGCGGGCGCCGUGGGCGACAAGUCCCGGAUGCCGUCGCUGGCCGGUUACCAGACGGGCGGCGGUUACCACAGGCCGCCGCAGCACUAUCCGUUCAUCAACGCGCCGCUGCUCAACGGGCACCACCACGUGCCGCCGCCCACCUACGACGUCGUCAGACAACCGCCGCCGCCGCCACUGCCGCCACCCGUGGCCAGAUCUCCGCAGCACAAGUCGUCGGCGUUCCAGGAGACGUCCGGGAAACCGAAAGACAGGUACUCGUGCAAGUUUUGUCAGAAGGUGUUCCCGCGCAGCGCCAACCUGACUAGGCAUCUGCGGACGCACACGGGCGAGCAACCGUACAAGUGCAACUACUGCGAACGGUCGUUCAGCAUAUCGUCCAACCUGCAACGGCACGUGCGCAACAUACACAACAAGGAGAAACCGUUCAAGUGUCCGCUGUGCGAGCGGUGUUUCGGGCAGCAGACCAACCUGGACCGGCACCUCAAGAAGCACGAGGCCGACGGUCCGACCAUAAUGGACGACAGGCUGUCUUCGUCCGCGGCCGUAGUGGCCGCAGCCGCCGCUGCUGCCGCGGCCAACCGGAGGCGUCCGUCCCGCGGCCCCGGCGCCGGCGACGAGUCGUACUUCGAGGAGAUCCGAUCAUUCAUGGGCAAGGUGAGCGAGGACGGCAGCCGGUUCGCCGCCGCCGCGGCCGCAGCCGCUGCGGCCGCGGCCAUCGGCCACGGUCGGGGCGGCGGACUCGCGCGUCCGACCGGCGGCGGGCGGCGACAGUCGACGACGUCCGCCUCGUGCCCGUACCGCCGAGGUUCGCCGGGCGACGCGUCUCCGGCCGAGAAGUUCUCGUCCCGGUCGUCCGCCUCGUCGGCCGGUUCCACGGAAUCGUCUUCGGGCACGGUCGACGUGUCCACCGCGGCCGCGACCGCCGAAAAGGAGUGCGUCAACAGCACCUGACCCUCCGCCUCCGCGGCUUCCCAUCGCGAUCGUCGCACCGCCGCCGCCGCCGCCGAUACCACGACCGCGGUUGCCGCGGCCCGCAGUCGUCGAAAACGCGGUUGAUCCGACGACCACGACGACGACGACUCGUGCGUGCCAGUCUCUCAAGCGCCGCCGGUCGGAUCUCUGCGGGUGCGCGACCAUCGCGUGGAGCUAAUUUUCUUUUUCUCCGCGUACGCAUAUACACAUCGCGUAUUGCCUCAAUUUUUCUCUACACGACUUUUCGACGAGGUAACGAAUAAUAUAUUAUAUUAUAUAAUACGAGUAACGUAAUGUUUAAUACAAUAUUUUAGUAUAUCCUUAGUGGUACGGGUGUACCUACGUAGUUUUUAGUUGCGGAUUGUAUUAUUAUUAUUAUUAUUAUUAUUAUUAUUAUUAUUAUUAUUAUUUUUAAAUUUACAUAUAUAGUUUAUCAUCAUAAUCAUUAUUGCGUGUAAAUAUUUUGUGUCGUAAAACGUGCACGUGUGUUAUUAUAUAAGAUUUAUAUUGUAUUUUUGGAAACUCGCUGUUCCCCGCAACCGACCGCGAUCGUUCUGUGAUAGCGAUAACAGGACCAACUGUCGCGAUUAGCUCCUCGCAUUGGAUCGGUAUGUUGUGUAACGUAGUGUCGACGUUUCGUCCGUUCUACUAUAGCUUUUGACAAACGGCGGUACGUAUGCUCGCAAUGCCGAACCCAUAUUGAUAUUAAAGUAAUAUUUACGUAUACCUAAAUGUUAUGCUAAUCUAGUUUGACUAUAUUAUUAUAUAAUAUUAUGUUAUGUUUGUAGUUUCGAUUUUGACCCACCGUGAUCCACACGCUUUUGUUUUCGAUCGUAACAGAAUUUACUAAAAGACUUAAAUCUAAAAUAAUAUUAAUUUAAAAUAAAACUCGUACCUUUACGGGAGUUUAAUGUUUUAUAAACGCAGUGACAAUGUCGUACGACAACCACUUUAUAUUAUGAUAUUGUAAACAAUCGAUCGGCAUUGCCCGUCGACACAUCACGCCACCGAAACCGAAUCGUGUCCACCGCAGCGCGUUACGCGGAGAAUCGGACCCAGAAAAGUCAAACGCUUUUCUCUCGUCGUUCGACACGGAAAUGUCCACAGCAGCACGCGCGUAUAGCACUAUCAUCACGACAAUAUACGCGCCUUAUAGUUGAACAUUUUUUUUUUUUUUUUACUCUUGUUUGCUCUCGUAGUCGGACGUUGAACGACGAAACGCUUCUUCACACGGUCGACAGACGGGUCUGGCGAAGUAGGAGCGGGGGCGAAAAGAAUAUCUCGAGAGAUAUCACGCUUUAUAGACUUGGUGGUGACGCGACUGUACAAGUAUAGAGGUAGGUAUAGUAUAUUAGAAAACGGUUUCUCUAUCGGUCAAUAGUGCAUUUCGCAUUACCAUAAUAUUUAAAACGCGUCGAGCAGGAUGCUCUAGAUUCAGCCAGUGUGUGUGUGUGUGUGUGUGUGUGUGCAGGACGAAAACCGGUCGAUGAAAUCGUUAUAUACGGUUUGUUUUUUUUUCACUUUUAACACACGCACGCGCACGCUCACGUUCCCACUUGUGUGCGCGUAUUAUUUUUUUUUAACUUCCAGUUCGAUAAUAUACGGUUUUCUCGCUAACCGGUUCCCCUGUUCCACCGCCGCCGCCCGGAUGCUGCGCCGUGCGCGGACACGAAAAAGGAAAAAAAUAUAUCAAUUAUUAUUAUUAUUAUUAUUAUUAUUAUUAAAUAUAUAUGUAUAUAAAUAUUAUAUAUAUACAUGAUUAAUAUAAUAAUGUGUAAACGUGUGUUUCGGUUGUUAUUUUGUUUACUCUCGACACCCGUGUUUACCAACAGGGCUUAAGAAAUCUCGGUUAUAUUUCAGCUGUAAAUAAUAAAAAUAAUAUUCUUGUAAUAAAUACAUACAGAAAGAACGCCAAAGUUCGUCUAUAUGUAUAAAAGUAUCUAUGUACAUAAUAUAAUAACAUAAUUAAAUUAAUAUUUUCGCUUCGGGGUGUUUCUGUACGGAAUACGAUAAAAAAAAAAAAAAAAAACUAUAAUGACAAAUGAUUUGCGUUCAUGCAAUAUUCUUUAAUAUUUCUUAAAAUUAAAUUAGAUAAUUAUGAUAAAAAAAAAAAAAUAAAUAAAAAUUAGAUCGUGUAAUGUAUAUAUUAUAAAACUAUGUAGGUAUCGUCAAACGGAUGAUGAUUAUGGUUAUAAUUAUGGUUCGAAUAUUCGAAUGAUUCGAAUAGUAUAACUGCGAUGAUAAUAAUGUGUUCAGCAUCCAACCAACAUACACGGUACACGGAAAAUGCUUAAAAAAUAUCGUAAAGCUAGUCAAAAGACAAUACUUAAAAUGAAAUCUGCAAAACAUACAAAAAGCGAUAUAAAUUAACUGUAUUUAACGGAUAUAAUAAAAAUAAUAGGUAUAGACAAUGUGUUAUAGGUUAUAAUAUACAAUUAUAAAACGUAUACCUACGAUCGUUUUAAUUUUAAUAAAUAUAUAUAUAAUUUU